AUUCUGCUCUUGUGCCUCAAGAACUGAACGCCUUGCACGAUAAACGUCAAUACCUUGAGUUGAGAAAAUUUUUAUUUGAAGGUGAUAAUGACUGCCCUCGGUGUGGUUGAACAUCUCAGGAACUUAGCGGCUGAUCCACAAAACAGAGCUACCAUAGUUAAAGAUCAGGGGUGCCUAGCAGGACUGGUUUUAUUUCUAGACAAUGAAGAUGUCAAUGUAGUUAACACAGCCCUUGAGGCGUUGAAGUUUUUGUCAGAAUUUCAACCCAACCGUUCGAAAAUGAAGGAAGAAAUAGGCAUGGUUAUCAGCUUAAAAACCAUCAUGCACAAGGAGGGUUAUCACUCCAAAGCAAGACAGCUUGCAAAGGAGGUUUAUCAAAAUAUCAUUUCAACUGUGAAGACACCUUCGAGUAGAAGAGCCAGUGAGACAUCACAAUCGUUUUUCCUUGGAAAUUUGAACAAGAGAGCUAAAGUGGUUACACUUCACAUCAAAGGCUUGGCAAAUCAGGUCACCAGAAAGCUUUGUGAGGAGGAAUUACUGAAAGUUAAAGGAGUAAUAAGCUUUACAUUUGUUAUGAAUAAAUCAAGAUGUAUUGUCAGAUGUAAAGUGGAGCUAACACCAGAAACACUGUGUGAUGCUAUCAAUAACACAAAAGUUCUGUCAGCUCAACAAGUGAUCAAGAAUGAAAGAGGAGAAGAGGUGAUGUUGUCAUUUGGCAAAGCUCCUGCUAAGAGUUGUGGAAGGGGAAACAGCAGUACAUUACCAGACUAUCUGCCUGAAGAUGAUGAAGAUACAGUCAUCUCUGAUAAGGCAAUCACAAGAGUUGGAGAUGACAAAGAAAAUGGGUGGUUUUCUAGCGUUACAAGCUUUUUUAGCAAGACAUUGUAUUGGUAAAAAAAGCCAGGAAAGAAAAUGAGCAGAUUGAAAUGUUUUGUAAAUAUCACUGUGGAUGAAAACUAAAUUUAAGUUCAACAUUUUGUAAACUAUUUAGAAAUUUGUAUUGAAAUCCCUCAAUCUUUAUUGCUCUUUUCCACCAAUUAGUUUUUGUGAUUUUGGAACUUGUGUUGCAGUUUAAUAGGCUUGAAAUACUCUCAUAUUUAGUUGAGCUGUUACUUGUAAAUUACGACUUUUGGAUAGUAUGAACUCUUACAUAAACUUUGGUUGAACAGAUUAAACUCAAGAGAGCAAUCUUUUUUAAAUGU
Molecule: messenger RNA, 1202 nt
Organism: Pocillopora damicornis (cauliflower coral)
Lineage: Eukaryota; Metazoa; Cnidaria; Anthozoa; Scleractinia; Pocilloporidae
Product: armadillo repeat-containing protein 1
Source: RefSeq, a predicted model, not a curated record